This is a messenger RNA of Leptopilina boulardi, 738 nucleotides long. RefSeq lists its product as uncharacterized. The transcript has 3 exons. The coding region runs from base 50 to 658 and encodes 202 amino acids. The record is from RefSeq and is a predicted model, not a curated record. NCBI's taxonomy places the organism in Eukaryota, Metazoa, Arthropoda, Insecta, Hymenoptera, Figitidae.
AUGCUCAAGCGAGUAUUGUAUCGUCUUCUUUGCAAGGAUUCCGAGAAAAAUGGAUUCACUUUUAUUGAUAUUCUUUGGACUUUUAUCGGCUGUUUUAAAUUACUGUUCAGCGGGAGUAAUUCCUUCUGCAUCAGUUGCAGUACCAUCAUCAAUUGGAAUUGAAUAUUCAAAAGCGGUGCCCUAUAAUGUGCCACCGCACACUUCUAGAAUUGACAUUAAUAGUAAAAUUAUUUCUCCACCAUGGUUGGCUGCAGGUUCCAUAUUUGGUGCAUCUCCAUUUGCAGUAACUGCUCCUUUUGCAGCAUCACAAGUUGUUGCUGCUCCUGCACAUCCUGCACCUAUAACGGCAGCAUAUCCUGCAGUGGCGACCACACCAAUUGUCACUGGACCAAUUUUCGAAUCACCCUUUUCAUAUCCAACUUUUCCUUCUUAUGAUCCUACUACCAUUUUCGGUUUUUUUAUGGCUGCUGUAGUGGCGUUUGGAUAUGCUCAUCCUGGAGUUUUAGCGCCAAUAAUUGGCACCCACGCGACUACUUACAACGCUCAUGCAAUUAAUCAUGCAUAUAGCGUACCAGCAGCCAUUGCUGCCCCAGUACCGGCAUAUUAUUCAUAUCCAUAUUCAGGAUAUUAUAAUCAAUUCAUUUCUGCACGUCGCUAAUUUCAUUAUUUUAGAAUUGUCAUUUUUUUUUUCAAAAACAAAAAAAAAAAAUUGAAAAAUAAAUUUUAUUUUAUAAAUAA